CUUUGUCCUGGGCGCGCAGAGGGGAGCUGCGGGUGUGUGCGACUCGAGGUGACUCAGCCCCGGGACCCCCAGGGGGGGAGUUGGGAAGUCCCCGGGAGGGGCUGGCGUUGUCGGCUCAGCAACCGCUCUGGAUUGAGAACGAAAUCGCCGUGGACUCCGGUCACAGGCUUGCGGGGCGCGGGCAGGGGGUGCCUGGGGAGAGCGUCACAUUUGGGGGCAGCCGGAUGGGGACCCCCGUGCGGUUAAGGAUCCUCGGAUCCCACGCAGCAGGCGGGCGUAGAGUACCGAACGGGCGACCCCCGAGUUGAGGCGGGGGGAAGCGGUGCCCAGCGUCUGCGGCUUAGCGCGGGUUGGGGGCGGGGGGAUGCCGCCGACCGCGGGACCCAGGCUGGGCCAGGAGAUCGAAAAAGAAAGUUUGCUUGCUUGCCUCUCUAGUUGUCCCUCGGCCCCAGGGUGCAAAUCUAAAGAGCUGCCCCGGCUGGGGCGCGGGCGAUUGGGAGCCCAGGAACAGCCCAUCUUUUCCUGCGGUCCCCCUUUUGCAGAAGCAGGCGUGGGAGGGAGGACAGCCGUUUUGUCCCGCGGGCCACUGGGCUCCGCCGACUGGGGCGGGCCGGGGCGCAGCCCGCGGGACACCCGGCUGGGGCGGGCGGCUGUCGGCGUCAGCCGCACCCCGGUUCCGCGUCGGCUUUCCAGCCCGCCCUCCAUUUGGCGAGGCUUUCUCCUGCGCGCCUACUGUGCGCACGCGGGCUGCCCCCUGCGCGCUGGGGGGCGCUCUGCAGCCCCGGCUCCCGGGGCCGCGACCCUCCCUCGCCGCCCUCUGCCCCUGUUCCCGAGGGCGGGCGCCCCGGGUCAGAUCAGGCUGUGUGCUUGCAAACUGUGCUUCAGGAAUCGGUUCUGGGGUACCUCCCUGUUUGGCAACAGGGUUUUUCCCCUGUUGUAGCCAGCCCCUGCCCUCGGUCACAUGCCGCCGCCUCUUCCUCCGCGGUGCCGGGAGCCCGCGUUUUGUUUGUCAGCAGUAAAGCGGUGAGUAUUUAUAGACGCCGCUGCAGUCCUGCGGUAUGUAAGGUUUCAAUUACUGCGAUGCGCCCCACAAGACGGAAGGCUCACGCGCGGCAGCUCAGAGGCACGUUUACAACGGAGACCCGCAUGGAAAAAAACUCUGUGCUGGAGUCUCCGGGCAUCCCUCCUGGGGCGGGGUUCUGGACCUGUUGCCCGCGUGCAAAUUCAAAUGGCCCACGGGGAGGACCAAAGCAGUCAAGGACGCCGAUGGUCCACACUGCCUCCAUAGUCUGCCCUGCUUCCCCUCAAACGGUGCUCGCGGAUCAAGCCUCGAACACUGCCUUUUUCGACCUCCCUUUGGUAAUCCUGACCACCGUGGGUUGCUGUCAUGACAUUUCGUUGGCCUACACGCUGCAGAAUGUCCCAGUGCUGCUCUCUGGGGAAAGGCUGCUCUUGACACCAUAAAGCAGCAAGUGGAUCAGGAGGGGAAAUGGAGCUUGCAGAAGCUAAUUUAGCCACACAUUAAAUUUAGCCCCUGGUGAGUUCUCUACCGCUGAGAAAGGUGACUGAGAAAGGUGUGGUGGGACCCUCCUCUCCGUGGAACCUGACUGGUAGGUUUUCUCUGGUGGCAGCGUGGAGCCCUUCUAAGCCACGAAGGGUGCUGUUGAGAGCUUUUUCUACAGGAAUCUAGCAGAUACAGGAAACAGUGCUUGAUCAAUCCACAAAAUCGUCUUCAGUGUUUCCAACCACAACCAUUGAUUGUCCUUUUGGGAUUUUAUUAAUGCUUCUUCUAACGUCCAGAACCACGAAUAGUGUAAAAAAGAAAGGCCUUAGCAAUGAGCUAGUCUAACUGGUUUAUUUCUCUAGAGCCUAGUUGAGACUACCAUGUUUCUCAACGAGAAGACCUCAUUUCGUUCACAACCAGAAGUUCACGCAUAUGUAUUUAUUUCAGUGGGUGAGAUUUCAAUAAUGGUUAUUAUUUGAACAUUAUACAGAUGUUCCCUUUAUUUAAAAAAGGAGGAAGGGGACAAACACCUCUUGAGUUCUUAUUAUGUCUUAAACUUGGCCCUAAGAGACAUUGACGAUGUUGUAUAAUCUGCACCAAAACAAUGUUUAGGUAGGUGCUAUUAUAUCUCCAUGACUAUAACAAUGAGCCCACUGAGGCUUAGAGAACUUGGGUAGUUUGUUCAAAGUCACACACAUGCAGGGGUGGAGCUUAGGGUGAGUUCUGGGUCUGCUACUCCAGGCUUAUAGUGGCAGCCAGUAUUGGAGAUGACUUUCCCUCCAGUUCCUCAGCUGUUAAUUAGAUCAUCUUAUGGUCGAAUAACUUGGUGGCUUUUUCUUUCUUUUUCUCUGUGUCGCAUAAUAUCACAGAAUGGCUCAAUUGUUGAAGAAAAAAAAAUCCUAAUCUUACAUUUAGAAAACUGUUCCACUGCUAUUGACAAUUUCAUUCUGGGAGCCCAGACCCCAAUGUCAUAAUCUUCAGUGUGUUCACUAACAGUGUGUGUGCAACAUUUAAACCAUUUAUCUGUGGAAAAUUGGAUUGUUGGGACUUUAUGGAUUUCUUCAUUAUUUCUCUUUUCUAAUUACUUCCUGUGGUCAUUCCUUUUGUAGUGCCCUUGUACAAGAUCAAGUAUACUGAAAUCUUUCUUGAAUUUCAGAUUGAAUUGAAUUGAACUGACUUUUUCCUAUACUGAAAUCUUUCUUGAAUUUCAGAUUGAAUUGAAUUGAACUGACUUUUUCCCUUUAAUUGUUUUUGCAGAGCUAGACCAAUACAGAAUUGAUUUGAGAAAUAGAGUGUGGGCCCCUCAAAGAUCCCUACUGUGUUUAAUGUUUGCCAUUAAAAGUUUGUUCUCUAGGGGCGCCUGGGUGGCUCAGUCGGUUAAGCCUCUGACUUCAGCUCGGGUCACGAUCUCUCGGUCCGUGAGUUUGAGCCCUGCAUCGGGCUCUGGGCUCUGGGCUGAUGGCUCGGAGCCUGGAGCCUGGAGCCUGCUUCCGAUUCUGUGUCUCCCUCUCUCUCUGCCCCUCCCCCGUUCAUGCUCUGUCUCUCUCUGUCUCAAAAAUAAAUAAAACGUUAAAAAAAAAUUAAAAAAAAAAAAGUUUGUUCUCUAGAACUGCCUCUCUAUAUGCAAAUGUUAAAAGUAAUGCUUGCUGAAAAGUAUCAUCUGUUAACAAGUCGGUGUGAAUAUCUGUAUUGCUGAAGGAAGGUUGAGAACACAAUAUUUUGUGGAUUUUAUACUGGGUUAGGAAUUUGGGAACAGAGAGAGCGAUAUCCUGAUAAGCAGAAAGCACGUUUUUACAAAGGAAGAUUGCACUUUGGAACCAGAAAAGAGGUUGGGAGUGCAAAUGAUGCAAAGCAGUGAUGAGACAACAGAGGUGAACUUGAGCUAAUUAACAUUUUUGUCAGGGACUGGUGAUCCAAGGUUUACUUUGAAACUUACUCAGUUAAAACAAACAAGCCAACUUAUGUAUUGGGCAACUAUUAUGAGCCAGGUACAAUCAUGGUAAUGUUAUUUGAGCCUCUCAGCAACGCAAGCAGGUGAAUAUUCUUUUCUCUAUGUUGAGAUGGGAAAAUGGAGGCUCAGAGAGGUUAAUUACUUUCCUGGUGUAACACAGCCAUUAACUCAAGCCCCUUGUCCUCUGCAGCACAUUUUGAUAUCUAUCCUUGAAGGCCUUUCAUGAAAAAUCUAGGGUGCCAAGUACUCAAGAAAGGCCUGGCGGUUCACAUGGAAGUUCCUGGAUCAGAAGUGGGUGCAAGGGCAGUGUGGGAGCUCUAAAAUGAGGGGUUAGGAGGUGGGUGAACAGUGGAGGAACUGAAGGGACAGUGUGGAUCAUUCUGACAGUUGUUAUUCCAUGGAAGAAGGAGAGAAGCCCUGCAGAUACUUUGAAUAUAGAGAAUUGGUAGCAUUGGUCUGGCAGGGGAUGGCUGUCACACUGUACAAGACCUGGAAAUUGGCAUGCCGCACGACGUACCCAGAGGGGGGACCCCCAUCUCCCUCAGCAUACCUUCUGUUGUGAUGAUGCCUGGUUAGGAGCCCCAGUUCGUAGGCAAUAUAAUUUAGGGAGCUUGUGAGACCUGUUUCCAUUUUAAUUGGACUUGGCCCUUUGUGGUAAUAGUCACCCAAUCUCUGGCUUUAAAUAUUCUUUUCUUAUGCUUUGCCAGUUUAUGGCCUUUGUAGAUCAAUCCUUGGAUUCCAUUUAGAGGAGAGAGAGGGAGGAAAAAACCAGCAAAGGUUAGUGAUUACCUAAAUUGGAUUAAGUUCUGUCUCGCAGCGUUUAAAGAAAUGCUGCUUGCUCUCUAAUUACCGUCAACUAGGAAUUUAAACGGUCUAUUAAAUUUAAGCUGACUUUUUUUUUUUUUUUAAUCCAGGAUAGUUCUAGUUCUAACAUAUUCCGGGAUUUUGGAAGCUUUUUUUUAUAUUCUUUAAGUGUGGAGAGGGCGUUCUCUUGUUCCCCACCUUUUGAAAAUAUUACAUUUCUGUAGCAGGAUAAUGAAUGAUGUUAUUAUAUACCUGCUUCAUUGAGAAGCACACUCACAGCCAGGUUCAUCCAGCUUUGUCAGACUCUGGAAAGCAAGCCAGUGGGAUGAAUUCUUUGUCAGAAAUUUAGGGGCGCCUGGGUGGCUCAGGUCCGACUUCGGCUCAGGUCAUGAUCUCACGGUUCGUGAGUUCGAGGCGCACAUCAGGCUCUGUGCUGACAGCUUGGAGCCUGGAGCCUGCUUCAGAUUCUGUCUCAAUCUCUCCGCACUGUCCCCCUCAAAUAUAAAAAAUAAAACAUAAGAAGUUUCUUUUAAAAUAAAAAAAAAGAAAUUUAGGGACACCUAUGUGAAGGAUGGGGUAUGGCUUCCUCCUUUAUCUCUGUAGUGAAAGAAUAGGCCUAUGAUGCAAAUCAGCCACCUUUACUCUGCUUGAGCUUUGAAUAGAAAAUAUGAGUUAUUCUUUGUCGGAGUGGGUGGUGGGUAUGCUCUGGGGCUGAGACUAGGUAGGCAUCAAGGCUGCAACCUUGAAGGGCAUGACCCCGAGAGACAGGGCCUUACUUGCCUCCUCCUCUCGUGGGCCCUGGUGUGCUUAUGAUGAACUGCACCCAGAGGGUUUCAGUGAGUGGUAGAAUUCACCAAAAGAUCUCUCCUUCUUUUGACCAUGGCCUAUGGGAAGAUAGGGUCAACCCCUAAACAACCUAUCGUAAGUAUUUGUACGAUUGAUUUUGUGUAUAAUUGUACAUUACCUAAAAGCAUGGAUUUACCUCUCUAGGCUUUCAUUCUUGUUCCCUCUCCUCAAUUUUGGGGUACAAAUAGAUGAUUUUUCGAAUGCAUUCAUCAGUGUUCUGGUUUCGCUUUAGCUCGUUGCCAAAUGGCAGCAACAUCUCCAGUUUCCCGCUUCUCUUUACCUGUUACAGAACUUUGUCCAGCUUGGCUCGUUCCUUUUGAUGCACGCUGAGUUCAGUGUCUUGUUGAAGGCGUCUGUGACUGCGGUUACGUUUUUAGUAAACGCUAGGAUGAAGGAACCGCUUUGGGCUCCCUCGUUCAGGAACUAGAGUAUAUAUAUGUCAGCUUGAGCUGAGCCCGGGAGGGCACCUGAAGGAAGCAUUUGUUUUUGUCUUCUUCCCAGGGACUGGGGGCCAGAGUCCAGCAAGCGCUGGGAUGUGUGUGUAUGUUGUUCUGAACUAAGCUGCCUCAGACCCUGUCGCAACCUGCUCGUGACCUCAGCCGCGUAAAUCCUCCCUGGAAACCCAUUCACGCUUGCUGUUUAAUUCCAAAUACUCCUUUGGAACUGGUUUACCUUAAUCCCCCAGACGUCUUUGGGGGAGAUCACGUCAACCGUGCCAUCAUUUUGGGGAAUUCUGCCCAGUGUGCCAGCUGCUGGAGUCCACCACUGUGGGGGUGUAUGGCCCCUUUCGCUGUAAAGUAUCUGGAGGCAAAAUUAGUGGGUGAGCAAGGUGAUCCCUUGUGGCGUUCUGAGAAAAUGAAAAAAAAGAAAAUUCUUGCCAGCGGAACAAUUGAUUCCUUUCAAGAUACCUCGAAAGGUGUCGGUGUCAACUUUGAAGAGCGGGGAGCUGGUGAAAGAGUCCCCGCAUUGGGGCUAGCUGGCAUCUUGGAGACAACGCAGGUCAAGGAACUGAGAUCUGAAUCCUGAUCUCCAUUCUGCCAGGGGCAAGCUGUACGAGUCACUCGAUUGCUCUGGGUGUCAGUUUUCCUAGCUACAAAAUAAUGGGAUUGGCCUACUGCUGGUCUGUUAAAAUUUAAAAAUUGGGAGACUUGACAUCUAAACUCAGGUUUCCAGCUUUAAAAAAAAAAAGUUGGGGGGGGGGACUGGAUUCUCUAACGCGGUGGCAUUCCCUGCCUUGGCCCCACUGAGAAUCGAGUUUACUGUGCUGGCUUCAGGCCUUCCUGUCUUUGUUUUUAAUCGUGACCAACUUAUUAUUCUCUCUCUUCUUGUUUCUUUAUUAUUGGUAAGACUAUAUCUGGCUUGCCUUUGUGUUCGGGAUAGUAGGUGCUCAUGAAAUAUUUGUUGAAAUGUGUGGGUUUUUUUCAUUCCUGUCCUUGUCUGUCACAAAUGAAAAAGGAUACUCAAGCUUGGGAAGUGCUUACCUAUGAAAGCUUGUGUUUCCUUCCCCAGAUUUCCUUUCUAGGCUCCAGUGUCCAUGUUCUUUAGAGGAAGAAAAUGGAGAGCCUUAUUUUUCAGUUGACCGCAUAUUAGCCUUGCCUUGUAAACUGGAAAAGGCGAGCUAACCUUUCCGCCUCAAUCUUGUCUCAACUGCCGUUCUUCCCUCAUAGUCGUCAGCUUGCAUGUAUAAUGUUAACUUCUGAGUGUUUACAAUGAGCCCCUGAGCCCCACAGAAGCACGUAUUUUAUUCUUCUUUACCCUCUAUGCUUCCUCUUCUCAGAUCCUGGCACACACCCAGACCUCCUAAUGUUUGGUUGUUGAAUGAAAUGGAGUUGACCUCAUGAGCUCCGUGAAGUGAUCAGAUCCCGAGAGCCUCUUCGGUUUUCUGAGUCUCUGUGCAGUGCUCUUUACACCUGGCUACGUGUCAUGAAGAGAAGUUUCCUUUCCCUUGAUCCCGUUUUCUUAUGAAAAAGCAUUUCAUCCAUGGGAGGGUGAAGCUCCUUUUGAACAAACGGCACAAGUUAAUCUGGAGCACGCUUCCCCACACGGAGAGCUCUUGUCUGCCGGGCAGUAGCUUUUGUCCGCUGUGUCCCCCACCAGGGUUUUAGAGGGUACGUGUCAGAAAUGCGAUUGCUCACGUAAUGGUCAGUCUCAGCCACUGCUUGUGUCUAGACUUUUCAGUUUAUCAUCUGGUAGGCCCUGUGGAAUCGUUCUGGAUGGCAUUUAUGGGCCACACCCUAACAAUUUGCACUCCAAGAAACUUAAUGCUUAAAGUGGGGCUUAGAGAUGAGUAACUGAGAUGUGUUGCUCUUCCCCACAGUUUUGCUUGAGUUGUACCAGAGGAGGGGAUUUUUCUGGUGAUUACAUAGUGGUUUGCAGGCCAGGCUGAUGGUGAUGAUCUGAUGAAUAAUUACUGCUAGCUGCAUCUGAAUCGUCAGUGCUUUGAGUCGUGUGGGCACUAAGAAAACUUUGCUAAGCAAAGAUAAGGGCUUGAGCUUGCAUCCUGUUUGCGCUAAUAUUUACUGUUGCCUAAGUUCAGAUUCUCAAGACUCUGUGUCUGCAUUGGCGUCCAGUGUGAGCACUGAGAAAGUGGUCUCAUUCUUCCUGUGGAGCCUUUUGCAUAGUCCACACUUGACCCUUGACAUCUUCUUGCUUGUGGGAGUGUCUGUCCCUCCGCUGGCUUUUGUCUCCUAAGCGUUGUGAAGUUUGGUCCUUAAAACAAACGCUCUGUGCUAUGCAGCAGACACCUGUCCCCUGCCGUGUCUGUAGGCUCCACUGACCGACACACAGACCCAGGAUUCCUGGCCCACGCGGCCGAGGUCCACAUUCCUGUGGACAGUAAUACUUAGGUGGACUCCAGUUCAGUCAUCUGGGAAGGGAAUUUUUCUGGUUUCUGAAAAAUAGGAAGCCUGUUCUGCCCGGUGGCCUAGAAGCCACAUGUCGCUCCAUCAUUCAGAGAUGUGGUUGUGGUUGUUGUUUUAAUUUAUUUAUUUGGAGAGAGAAUCCCAGGCAGGCUCCAAGCAGUCAGCAAAGAGCCCAAUGUGGGGCUUGAUCCCACAAACCGUGAGACUAUGACCUGAGCCGAAAUCCAGAGUUGAAGGCUCACCUGACCGAGCCCCCCAGGGGCCCUGGAGAUGUUUACCUUGUAUGUGCCCGGCACUGUGCUUGCAGUGGGAUACAGCAGGGAGGAAGAGAGGCAGGUCUUGGGCUUUGAGGAACUUACAUGCCAUCGGGGCUAGUCAGUGAACAAGUAAACAAACACGAUGACCUCACAAGCUGGUAAGGGCCUGAGAAACAAAAGCCUCAUCCUGUGAGAGACUGAGUGUUCCUCAUGCCCGGGCCCGGCAAGAAGCUGUUGAUGAAGGGAAGCCGUGGGUGACGGUCACCUCUUACCUCUGCGUGUGGCAGACGUGAGUGUUGCUUAAAACAGGCGGUGUAGGAGGUCAGGCCCUGGAAUCAGGUAGGAUCUGACUCUUGGUCCCUCUUCCUCCUCUUCUGAAUUUGGACAAGUUAACCCCUGUGCUUCAGUUUCUUCAUCUGCGAAAUGGGAUGAAUUAAACCUACCUUGUUACUUUCAAGUGGAGAUGAACCGAGAUGCUAGAUGCAGAUAGGGGGUUGAUACCAUCCCGGUCAUCCUGGCCAUGAUGAAAAGUAGUGUAUUCCUUUUUUUUUUUUUUUUUUUUUUUUAUUUAUUUUGAGAGAGAAAGGAAGAAAGAGAGAGAGAGAGUGCACGAGCAGAGGAGGGGCAGAGAGAGAGGGAGAGAGAAUCCCAAGCAGACUCCACACUUUUCGACACAGAGCCCAAUGCGGGGCUUGAACCCACAAACCGUGAGAUCGUGACGUGAGCCGAAAUCAAGAGUUGGGACGCUCAACCAACUGAGCCAUCUGGGCUCCCCAGGAGUAUAUGCUUUUCAGGAAAAUUUUAACAAAAUAGUCACGGUAGGCAAUUUGCAAAAUGGUCUCAGUAUUCUUGAAUACCUACUUCUGACUCAGUUUCCAUCUGGUGAGCUGGGGUGGGGUGUGUGGGGUUCAGAUCUAGUUUCCUGGGCUGGCUUGGGGGCUUCUGUUUGCUGUGUGUUUCUUCUAGAAAUAUCCCAAGCCAGCGAGCUGUUGGCUUGCCCUGUUUGAAGAGUGCAUAUGGAUAUGUCUAUACUACAGGAAUGCUUGUGGUUCCAGAACGGAAUCAGUGAUGGGGUAGGACUGAGAGAAGACAGUUGAUGAGGUAAGAGGCUGGUCAACUAGAUGACGUGGUAGGUGGGAGCUGAAACACCAGAGGAGGCCAGUUCUGGGUUUGUGCUGUAUCAGGGGGUCAUCCGCUGCCACGUCUCUCAGAGGCUCUCAGUUCUGUAGGGCAAUGAGGGGAGGGACUGAACAUAGAGCUGGCGAUGCUGAGGUAAUCAUGGCCACUAGCUAAGCCAGACUCUUUAUUUUUCUUUAAUGUUUAUUUUUUGAGAGAGCGAGCAUAAGCAGAGGAGGGGCAGAGAGAGAGGGGGACAGAGGAUCUGAAGCGUGCUCUGUGCUGACAGGCUGACAUCAGAGAGCCUGACGUGGAGCUCAAACUCACGAACCGUGAGAUCAUGACCCGAGCUGAAGUCCGAUGCUCAACCAACUGAGCCACCCAGGUGCCCCAGGCCAGACUCUUAAUCAACUGAUAAGCCAGCAGACCUCAGGAAGACCACUUGUGUGCCCAAGCCCAUAGUGACUGGUUUGUGAGGGCUUAUGUUAUACCUGACUUAGGCCCUGGGGAAGGGGUGUGAGAAGGCUGGUGGUCAUAGUUGUGAGGGAGAAAAUAAAGGUCCCAAACCUAUAUGUUAGUCCCCUAAAGUGCUAGUGGGCUUGGUGAGUUCAUUGCUAACACUUAUAAAUCACAUGGUUUAGCAUUUUAAAAAAUCUGGGUUUUUGGCAUCUCUGGGAAAAUUCAGAUCCGGCAAAACUGAACUUGUGCCCCGAGGUGGCAAAAACCAGAUUGGAUUGAGUAGUGACUGCCUCCUUUAGCCUGGGCAGAUCCUGCCCACUCUCUGUGAUGUUCCACAAAGUAUGGCAAGUAUGUGGCAUAUCAUGCAGAAAGGAAAGAAAUCAGUCUUCCUUUUGUUUGCUUUUUUCCCCAGGGUUUGUUUUUCUGGCCCAUGUGUCCCUGUAUAUAUACAAGGCAACUCCUGUUGUAGAAUAAGUGCUAAAGAAAUAAAUUUGCGGGGGUGCCUGGGUGGCUCAGUCGGUUACUGAUCCUUCAGAUCUUCUGUCUCCCUCUCUCUCUGUCUCUCCCCUGCUUGCACACGCGUGCUCUCUCUCCCUCUGUCUCUCUCAAGAAUAAAUAAACAUUAAAGAAUGGUUAUGAUGGUAAAUUUUUAAAAAAGAAAUAAAUUUAUGUCGAAUGAAUGAAUGAACGAACGAACUAUAAUUGAUAGAGCAUCGCAUUUGGGAUCAGAGCCAAGUUCAAAUCCUCACUUCUUCCGAGCAGCUGAGGGACUUUGAACAAAUCAAUAACCGUUUUUUGCCUUUCUUUUGAGGGGCUGGGGGAAGGCAUCACUGUUGUUUUUAGUUAUUUCUUUGAAUAAGUCGUACGUGUUCACGUUUCAAAAUUCAAAGGCACAAACAGGUUUAUGGAGAAAAAUCUCCCUACUGUGUCCCUGUCACCCAGCUCUUUUCCUUGGGGGAAACAGGUGUUCUCAGUUUCUGGUUUGCCCCUUCCAGAGAUUCUUUAUGCCGUGCAAUGAGAUUUGUAAAUGCUCUUUUUUUGUCUGUUUUACCUAGAUCGUAGCAUACUGCACGUGCGGUUCUAUGUUUAGCACACUUUCCUUCGGAUUGGAGAGCACGCCAGUCAGUACACAGAGCCCUCCCCUUCUUUCCUAGAGCUGCACGGGCUUCCAGAGUGUGAGAUACUCAAGUUCACCUAGUCGGUCCUCUGUGGCUGGGCAUUUCGGUUAUUUGCAACCUGUUGCUGUUGUAAAGGAGGCCGUAGUAAAAACCCUGCUUAUGUAAGUCGCUGGAGGUCAGAGGGCACAGCCUUUGUCACUGUGGCAGAUCUUGUCACAUUUCCAUCCACAGCAGCUGCCCCGAACUGCUCUGCUUCCAGUAAUGUGUGAGAGUGCCUGUCGCCCAACACCCUAGUCCUCUGUCACCUCUUCGAAACGGCGAGCGUUUCGUGAAGAACACAGAGUGUUACAAAAAUAUUGACACUAGCUAUAGUUUGAGGGGGCCCCUUCACGGGCCCAGCUAUGCUCUAGAUUAUCUCGUGUAGAUGCAUACCCCACUCAUUUGAAGAUAAGGCAACUUGGGAGUCAUUGACUCGGGUCACCCAGCUAAUAAACUGUAGAUGCUGGAUUCCAGGCCGGGCUUGUCAGAUUGCAGUACCAGGAUGUUUUCGUAUGGGAAAGCUUUAUGUAAUUUUAGGUGCUGGAAUUCUCAGCUGACACAUGCAUAAAGUUCCUGUGUCUCCCGGUAGUACCUCUCAUGUGGCUGGUUCAUUUGCUCAUUCAUCAAGUGUCUGAAGCAUUCCUGUACUGUAAUAAGCACCCGAGAACAAGGUAGACAUAGUCCCUGCCUUUAUGGACCUCACAAAAAUAAGAAAUAAUUCUGUAGUCAUUUAUAGGAUGCCAAGACAACAAAGGGGGUGAGGAGGGUGUUCACUGGGGUCUCCUAAUCAGGAGAAAAAAUCAGGGGAAAGAGAGCUCUGUGAGCAAGUGCUUAUCAAGAUAAGUGAUAAAGGGUCUGUGGGUUUGAGCCUGGAGAAGUGGAUGGAAAGUAUUUCACACAGAGGGCAUGGUAUGUGCAAAGGUCCUGGGGCAGGGAAGAACUGGUGGUGUUGGAAGAAAUGAAGGAAGAUCAGUGAGCUGGCAUGCAGAGUAGCAGGUGGUUGGUGAAGGUAGGAGGAUGGGGUAUUUAUUCUAAGAGCUGCGGGGAGCCUUUGAAGGCAUUGAAGUAACAUGAGCACCAAGGGCCUUGGGCUGUGGGGUUCUUGUCAUGGACAGUAUGACCUUAGACAAGGUCAACAUUGGGCACAUCCAUUUUCUUCUCUGUAAGGUGAGGAUGGUCACAGCACACAGGGGUUUUCAAACAUUUUGAGUGUUACAUUCAUACAUAUGAAAUGUGCAAUUCACUUAGACUCUGUACACAUGGGCAUGUGUGUCAUAUACACGUGUCCCCAAAAUGUGAGUCACGCUGAUAUUUUCUAUCCUAGUCUGUUAAAGGUUUUGGCUAAGACCCCUACAAUCCUUUUAGAAACACUGAGAUAAUAUAUGUCAAGUGCAUGCUUCACAGCUGGCACUCAGUAAACUGUGCUCUCACUCAUCACUCAUCAUGAUGCUGGUUGCGGUUAGAGAACACAUCGGUCACGUUAAGGGACAGUAUCCAAAUCCUGACCGAUGCUGAAGGACAUUGGCUCUUCAUCUCUGUGUUCAGGCCACAGGGAAAGGAGUCGCACCCAGGGCCUCCUGGCUGCAGGAACUGCUGAGGGGAACGUGGAAAUUGUACCAUCUGUACAGUUUCCCUGGGAACUAGCUUCUCCUUGUUUUCUGGGCGGUCACAUCCGACUCCGUUUUCUUUGACUUCUUUGUUAUUUACACUCAGAAUGGCUUUUUCCUGGAAGCCUCAGAGUCAUUAUAAGCCACUCACUUCUUUAUUUUAAGUUGUGCCAUGGUUCUCCUUCCCUUUUCAGAGUUAAGGGUUGGAGCCUGAGUGGAAUUUAUUUGCAUUUUCCACCAAGUGUACUGCCUUCUUCUGCCCGCGGGGCUGGUUUGCGGGGCUGUGCCCCACUCCCCGUGCCCUGGCCGCUGGGAGAAGAAAGAGAGGCACAUUUUUUUUUUUUCUCCAAGAAACAUAUUCUGGAUCCUGUGUGUGGCAGUUUUCAAAGAAAUCCCUGUGCGGUGAGCCUGGGAGAGUAAGGCCAGUGAUAAUACCCAAUAACCCUGUAACCACCACAGCCCUUCCUGUGUCCAGGACCCCGGCUUUCCAGAUCGCUGAAUGUAAGCACCCAAAGCUGCACCAUUUAAAUCAUUUUAGAUGCACAUUUCUCUACAUGUUAACUGCAUUGGCCCUUCACAGGAGAAUAUCCACCAAAACACUGGUUUCUUUAACUCAGAGACAUUAGGCCAAGAACUUUUUGUGAUGAUGACGGUGGUGGCUGAGUCGUGUUCCUCCCACUACCUUAGAAUGUGACUGUAUUUGGAGAUGGGGCCUUCAAAGAGGUGAUGAAGUUAAAGGGAGCCUGUCAGGUGGGCCCUAAUCCAGUCUGACUGGUGUCCUUGUAAAAGGACGCGUGGACACACAGCAAGAGAUGCGUGUCCACAGAAGAAAGGCCAUGUGAGGACACAGCGAGAAAGUGGCCACCUGCAAGUCAAGGAGAGGCCUCAGGAGAAACCAAACCUGCUGACAUCUUGAUCUUGAGCUUCUCGCUUCUGGAACUGUGACAAAAUCCAUUUCUGGUGUUGACAGCAUGCGGUCUGUGGUCUUUGGUUACGGUGGCCUGAGCAGACUGAUACAGUGGUGGUGGUGGUGGUGAUAGGAAUAAACAACAGGUAGUAUUUAUCCAGCACUUACUGUAUACCGGGACCGUUUUAAGCCUUGCUUGAGUCAUCUCAUUCAACCCUCAGACCAAGCCUAAGUCACCUGCCCAGGUCACACCAUAAGUGGUGGCACUCAGCCCGGCUCUGGCAGCUGUGCUCAGAACCUCCACUGUACCUGUGUCGUGCCCAGUAGUUCCCGGAUCCCUGCCAGGCACUUCCUAAAUCAUCUUUCUCAACACCGCAACGCUCCAAGGUCACACUUCCUGUUCCCUUUCUUUCCGAUGUAGAGACUGCAGUUCAGAGUGGCCCAGGGCCACACAGUGAGUGUAUUUAUUUCUUGUGGCUGCAAUAAGACAUGACCACAAUCUUGGUGGCUUAAAACAACAAAAAUUUAUUCUGUUGUAAUUUUGGAUGUCAGAAGGCCAGAAUCAAGGUGUCACGGGGCCAUACUGCCUCCAGAGGCACGAUGGGAGAAUCUACUUCUUUCUUCUAGCUGCUUCUCAUGGCUGCUGGCAUUCCUUGGCUUGCAACAGCAUCCCUCCAGGGUCUGCCUCUGUCUUCACAUCACCUCCUCCUGUGGAUCUGUGUCUCCUCUUCUGUCCCCAGUCUCCUUCUGCAUCCAUCUUAUAAGGAGACAUGUGAUUAUAUUUAUGGCCCCCCUGGAUAAUCCAGGAUGAGCUCCAUAUCUCAAGAUCUUUCACUUAAUUACAUCAUUUGCCACCUAACAUAAUAUCUACAGGUUCUGGGGACUAGAAAGUGAGUAUACCUUUGGGACACCAGUGUUUCUGCCUCUCACAGUCAGUGAGCAGCAGAAUGAACAUUGGUGCCAGGGCUUGCCUGAUUCCCAAGCCACCCAUCCUUCGGAGCUACAGGCAAGAGACCUCUCAAGUCCCUUUCUGCAGUGCUAUUUCUGGCUGCCGUGGCAUUGGGUGUAAGAGGCAGGAUCCCUGAGACUGGCAGAUAUGCUCAUUCUUUGCAGUAAUAAAAAAACUGGAGGCUACCAAAAUACCCAUCCAUAGGGGACUGGUUAAAUCAAAUAUGGUGUCCCCUAAAUGGAAUAAAGAAACCAUUAUAAAGAAUGAAAUAGAUCAAUCCAUGGUGCUGUGGGAAGGUAGCCAUGAUGUGUUAAAAGGAAAGAACAAAUUACCCAUUUUAAUUGAAAUACCGUGUGUACACAUCUAUAUGGCCUUAAAAAUCACAUUAAGACAAAAUAAAAUGAAAGUUUGCUUCCUCAGCCACACUAGCCACAUUUUAAGUGCUCGAUAGCCACGUGGCUGCCACAAGUAGCCACCACGUUGGACAGCACAGAUAUAGAACAUUUCUGUCAUCUUAGAAAGUUCUGGGCAGAGAGCUUCUCCACAUUCAGUGGCCAGAGCGAGAAGCCUUUCUCACUUUGUAUGUUACAGGUAUACAUGUGUGUACCUUUGUCGUGAUAAAUAAGGAGGUGUGCUAUUAUGAGAAAAAUAGGAACACAUGGGGUUUCCAAGGAAACAUUCUUUCUUAAGCAGGUGGUAGUGUAUUAUUGUUUACGAUACAUGCAAUUGAUUUUUUCUUUUUUAAUUAGGCUUCUUGCCCAGCGGGCAGCCCCACACGGGGCUUGAACUCAUGACCCUGAGAUCAAGACCUGAGCUGAGAUCACCUGAGAUCCUCAACUAACUGAGCCACCCAGGUGUGGGCUAAGUUUGUGGUUUUAAGAAAGCCUGAGGGCCGGAAGGCAGCCCCGGAAGAAGCCCCUGCCCGUGGGCCGCUGGAACCUUGUGGUACAGAGGAGAAGCCGUCCCCUCCCCCGGACUUAUGACCCGUGGCUUCGCGCCCAGUGUGCCCACCGCGUUCCACGAGAUGGGCUCCUUCCGCAGGCCCCGGCCACGCUUCAUGAGCUCCCCGGUGCUCAGCGAUCUGCCCCGCUUCCAAGCCACACGGCAGGCCCUGCAGCUGAGCUCCAGCUCGGCCUGGAACAGUGUGCAGACUGCCGUGAUCAAUGUCUUCAAAGGGGGUGGCUUGCAAAGCAACGAACUCUAUGCACUGAACGAAAACAUCAGGAGGCUGCUGAAGAGUGAACUUGGAUCAUUCAUUACAGACUAUUUCCAGAAUCAGCUUCUUGCCAAAGGCCUGUUGUUUGUGGAGGAGAAGAUUAAGCUGUGUGAAGGUGAAAAUCGCAUUGAGGUUCUGGCUGAAGUGUGGGACCACUUCUUCACUGAGACUCUCCCCACCCUGCAGGCAAUAUUUUAUCCAGUUCAGGGCCAGGAGCUGACCAUCCGCCAGAUCUCUCUGCUGGGCUUCCGCGACCUGGUCCUGCUGAAGGUGAAGCCGGGCGACUUGCUGCUGUCCCGGUCCCAGCCGCCCUCAUCCAUUGUCCAGAUGUUGCUCGUCCUGCAGAGUGUUCACGAGCCCACAGGCCCAAGUGAGGGUUAUUUGCAGCUGGAGGAACUGGUGAAGCAAGUGGUGUCUCCGUUCCUCGGCAUCAGUGAGGACCGCGGUGUCUCGGGUCCCGCGUUUAUGUUGGCGAGACGCCACUCCAGGGUCCGGCCCAAGGUGGCUGUCCUGAACUACGCCUCCCCAACGACCACCAUCAGCCGGCCGCCGAAUGAGACGGCUCUGACCCCUCUGACGGAGCAAGAGGGGGAGGCCUACCUGGAGAAGUGUGGCAGCGUCCGAAGGCACACGGUGGCCAACGCCCACUCAGACAUCCAGCUGCUGGCCAUGGCCACCAUGAUGCACUCAGGCUUAGGCGAGGAGCCUGGCGGUGAGGACAAGUGCCUGCUCCUGCCGCCCAGCUUCUCCCCACCCCACCGACAGUGCUCCAGUGAGCCCAACAUCACCGACAGCCCUGAUGAGCUGGAGGAGGUGACAGGGGGCAGCCAGGGGGACUCUGAGCUGAACUGUGCUUCCCUCGGCUGAAUGCCCGCCUCUGGGACUUCCCAGCUCCGGCUUGGUCACCAACACGAGGACCGCCCCAUCCCCAGGGGCUCACCAAGGGGCUCUUCCUGCGGGUGACGCUGCCCGUGUCAGGCCUAGCCCAAGUGCCCUAGUGGAAAUCCCGGGUGUGAACCUCUUUGUUUUUGUGACUGUGACCAUCUCUUUACAGCCACACAGACCCAACUGCCUAAUGUUCCCUUUCUGCUUGCCUGACUCCAGACCCCCCUCUCUGGGCUUUUCUCCCAGAUAGCGGACUGUCCGACACUCCCAAUGAUGCGGCCCAGGGCCCCCCUGGCGUUAUGAUAGCAGGACGUCGGCUGAGCCACACACAAAGCCAGCGAGGAUGCGUCGGCCUCUGGAGUUCCCCGUUAGGUUCUUGUGAUGCGGGGCUCACAGGUGAGAACAGGUAGUGGAGGGGUGUUCUUCCCGCCUAUUCUGUGGGGAGUGGAAGGAGGCAGCAGCCCGGCCAAGCACGACUCUGGGAGUGUACUUUCCUUAUUUUAGUUUCACAAUUACUGGAAAGAGUUGCCCCCCUCACGCGGGUGAGGGCCAUUCUCACCCGUAUCCAGAUCCUACCUGCCACCUUUGCCUUUUGGCCCAGGAGGGCUACGGGGCUGGGGAAGUCCCCUCUUUGACAAAGCCUCAGCAUUUCCCUCUCAGGCCUCCCCACCAAGCUCAAGGAACUAACCUCCUUGGUGGAGUAGCUGGUGCCUUCAUUCCUCUUUCAUUUCAGACACUGACCAUUUUCCUGUUGUGGGUGAGGGGCCAGCUGAUAACCAACCAAUUAGUCUGUUCCUGGAUUUGACUUGAAUUUUGUAAAUGUGCAUCGUUUCAAAAGGAAGUGUUUGCAAAUAUUUGCACGUAGGAUCUUGCACUGCUCAUUUCCAGUGGGGUGUGUCCUCAAACUAGAAAAUAGCCCCCCUAGGAAAGGAGCCUGGAAGUUGUUCAGGGCGCAGGGGAUCCGUGGUGGGCAGGGCUCAUCAGCUGCUGAGUGCCGGAAGCCACUGGACUUGAAUCCAGAACGGCCUGUGUCUGUGAGUGUCACGGUCGACAGCACUGAGGCUGGGAGCCUCACUUUGCCUCGUGAGCAGAGGGUGGCAGCAAAUGGAAUGUCUCAAUGCUUCACCAUAGAGGGAGAUGGGGGAAAUGUGGGCAGGACCUUUUGGAGAGAUGUUCAUUCCCUGUGAUUAAAGAAAUGCCAGAAGUGCCUGGAAUUUCUAACAUCUGAGCUCUCAAAAUGCUAUUUGGGGCAGCAGGCUUUGAUACUGUGCUGAAUCCUUAACACUGCUCCCCCAGGUCUGGGCUUUUGAUCCACCUAGAACCCCUGUUCUUCUCUUUGUAUCUGCCUGUUGGCCUCACUGAUAACACAUCCAGAAAAGCGAGAAGGAUCCCCCGAACCCUUCUGGCACCUUUUAGGUGUGCUGUUGGUCUUUGGAAACUGUUUAUAAAAUCUCAGAGACAGGAGCCAGCUUGGCCUCCAAUAUGGCAGGAGGAGGCUGGGAGAGGACAAGGACAGUGUAAGCUGCCAGCAGGGGAAGAGGCCUUCUAAGCACAUUGAAGCCUUGAUGGCACAUCCCUUCUGGGUGAAGAUCUGGAACGUGACCAGAGUCAUGCUUUCUUGAUGGCUUCUGAUUUGGAAACUUUAAGAAGUUGUCUCAUUUUUAUUCUUCUAAGAGAGGGUGGAAGAGAAGUGUCCAAAGGAGGUCUUCUGAGAAUUUCAAACAAAAAAAUUAUCUCUGUGUAUGUGUUGGAUAAAGUCCACAAAUUGACUAACGUGCGUUAGCAAAUAGAACGUCAGUAAGUAACAACAUGAUGAUUUAUUUAACUGAUGGUGUGUGUCCUUACUGGUACACUUGGCACUUGGGACUAGUAUUUAUUGAUCCAGGCAAGGUAAUUAAUCAGGCUUGGGUUUGCUUUUUAGUUUACAACGUUCAAGGUCUAUAUGCUUUUAAAUGCCUUGUCCGUAUACUAAAUGCCCCUGAUGAGGACAGCAGUCAUCGGUUAAACAUGUUAGCUCUUAGGAUGAGAAUGGGAGUGUCAGUCCAGACCCACUGUACUUUCUUGCUGAUGACUAUUAGCCAGUUUACAACUUCACCUUUGAUGUACCUGCCUGAUCUCGUACUGUAAAUAUUUCAGACUACACACGCCAUUUUGUUGAUGCUUAUGGGCAUUUUAGCCAUCUGAGCUACGGCAAGAGUGAUGGCUGCAGUGUUUGCAACCACUUUUUUGCCCCUUUAGAAGAUGAAGCUAGAAUCUUCCAGUGGCUGAGUUCUAAUGACAGGAAGCUAACACGACUCGGAGCUCUGAGUGAGCUCACAAACCAAAAACCUUUCAUGUUGCCUGUUUCCAAAAUAGAUUCAAUAAACGUCAUUUUGUACACGUC
This is a messenger RNA of Panthera uncia (snow leopard), 18902 nucleotides long. RefSeq names its product proline rich 5 like (gene PRR5L). NCBI's taxonomy places the organism in Eukaryota, Metazoa, Chordata, Mammalia, Carnivora, Felidae. The record is from RefSeq and is a predicted model, not a curated record. The coding region runs from base 15398 to 16501 and encodes 367 amino acids. Gene Ontology annotation, biological process: TORC2 signaling. Gene Ontology annotation, cellular component: TORC2 complex. The transcript is spliced from 9 exons.